UAAUGUUGCAUUAGAAAACCUUUAUUUACAAAUGACCACAAAAUUUGCAUGGUUCCAGUCUCAAUGCUAAAACAUUUAUCAAAUUAGGUUCAGAAGUAAUUUAAAAUAAAAAUGUACAGUACAUCAUUUUACUCGAUAAUAAACCCAUAAUUUAAACCCCCUGGACAUAAACUUAAAUUGUGCUUAAAAGACAAAUUUUAUUUCCCAAACAAAACGGCUUAUUCUGAAAAUACAGCAAUACCAUACAUGACCUUAGUAAAAACAUUUCCGCCAGUAAAAAAAGGUCUAUUUCUAAAUGACAGUACCAUGAGCCACAAAAUCACAACGAGAAUUAAAUAACAUUAACUUAAAAACAUCUUUCAGUCACAGCAUUUAUUUUUGGGCCAUGUUUUCGUCCAGAAAACAACUCUGUAUCUAUCUUUAAUACAUCAUUAUUAAAAAAGCAUCCUGAAGUGAUUUGCGCAAUUUUAACAAAAUAUUUACAGCAUUUUGACCUGAAGUAGUUUUGGAUAAGGCACAAGGAGAGAGUAGACACAGAAAAUGAAAACAUCAAUUUACAAGCAAACACAUUAUCAACAAACCCCUACAGCUAGAAAAAACCCUCCCUCCCUGAUACACUUUUGACUGAGACUUUUCAUCACAACAGCUCCAAAGUGUUUUAACAGUAGUACAACAAAAGUCAAAAUCUGGCCUCGAGAAUAAUCAGUGUAUAAAUUGAAAUUUUACAUUUGCUCAACAACCCCUUUCACAGCUAUGCAACUUGGUCCUUGAUAAAGGGUUUUCAAGUUAAUGCUCAACAGUAAUCAGUACUGAAAAUAAAUCAGAGGGAGGUUAACCUUGAGGAACAGCAGACCCUCCAUAUUUUCCAACAAAGGCCUUGGCUGAUUUAGGGCACAAUUCACACUAGCUGUGCUGAACAGUGUCUCUGCUGGGACGAUGCUGGGAGGGCAGCCCACAUAACGGGCAGCUACUUUGGCAAGAUCAGGCCACAGGAACUUUUUAAGGUUCCAAUAGUCAAGGGGGUCACAGCUUUGAUCAAGUAUAUCUUCCUCAAGGUAUUCCAGCACUGCCAGCUCUGAGGACUUUGGCUUUUCCUCGUGUUUUAUCUUUUGCCGGAUAUCAGCCAUUAAGGACCAGAGGUUGUCCUGGUUCGAGUUGGGGCUGUCGGUUGACACUGUGGCCUCAUUGCAGCCAUUGGGCAGAGAAGGCUCAACUGCCACUGAGGUAGAAGAUGAUGAGUCCAGCUCCUGGAUAAGAUCUUGUUUACACCGCUCGGCUUCCUCUUCUGUGAACAACGACGUCUUGUAUCGUGGGUCCAGCAUGGUAGCCCAGGUGUAUCGCGGGUCAUGCAGAGUCGCAGAUAUUUUGCUCACCAUGGCUUCUUUCAAGGACUUGAGCAUGUUGUCUAUGCCCACAGUCUCAUCAAACAGCAGGUCUAUCUUUCUGUUGAGGAUGUGAAUGAGUGGUAUCACUUGUCCCAGAGUGGCAGUGCGGUUACUCAUCUCUGUGUAGGCGACUUCGAAAGGUUUCAGUGCAUUGCAGACUGACAGCAUCACCUCCCACUGGUCACAGCUGAUUAUUUCCCUGAAGUUGCACUCGAUCGACAUCUCAUCGAUGGCUUUCUUCUGUUCUACCAGCCGCUCCAGCAUGAAAAAGGAGGUUCUCCAUUUCGAAGGAACAUCCUGGAUAAGUUGGUUCUCCGGCAGCUGGUGGACCUUCUGGAGCUCAGCCAGUUUCUCCUUGGCCGCUGCUGAGCGGUGUACACGUUCACAGAUCUUUCGCGCAAUACUCAGGAGGUUCUGAACCAUUCUCUGGCUCUUUAUGGCUUCGCUUACAAUGAGGUCUAAAGUAUGUCCAAAACACUGCAUGGUGACAUGGCCAUGGUCCUCUAAGGUGUUUCUGACAGUGUUGUUAUCAGUUACGGUGAACCCCUUCUUCAGCCCUGAUGAGGUGAUCCAAGAAUCCCACAGAUAUUCAAGCUGCUUUGGGAUGUUAUGCAUAUCAUGAUCACAGUCUAUUUGUGAGACACUUAGGAGAGCUGAACAGUGAAAGUCCUGUCCCUGGGGUCUGACACUUGACUCGUAUGUCGCCCAGUGGGCGGUAAGGGUCAAAUAUUCUCUGGUCUGGCUACUGACCCAAAUACUAGUCGUGAAGUGGACUACACCACCCUCUGCCUCUUUCAGGUGGGUCAGCACCACAUCUUUGACUCUUUCGUACAUAUCUGGUAUGGCAGUGCUGGUAAAGUAUGAAGAGGGUGGUAGAGAAUACUGUGGCUGGAGGUACUCUAGUAGUCUAUUAAGUCCAGCAUUCUCCACCAUGGCUGAUGGCUGAAGAUCCAGUGCUAGCAUUUCUGCAAUAAGUUUGGUGAUUUUUUUGGCAACCGGGUGGUAUUCGUCAAACCUCACGGGGUUCUGUUCCGUUUCAUACACAGAUGUGUCCAUGAGCUCUUGUUUCACUUGAAUUCCAGCAGAUGGCACAUCACCUGAGAUAGUAUUGUUACUUUCAAGAACAUGUCCGUGAAACCUCUGCAUGUGCCUGAAGAGGCAGCUUGUCCCGAGGUUCGUAGUCUUUUUGCCUCUGCUAAUUGUGCGGCUACAGUGCAAACAAACCACCUUUGUGGGGUCAGCAGGGGAAAUGGAAAAAUGGUUCCACAGUUUUGAUGUCUUUUUGCUGAAAACAGGCAAAAUUUGUGGCUUUUUCUCAUCAGCAGGGCUCUCAGUUUCUUUGGUUGAAACUGCAUCUGUUGCUGUGAGACCGGCGUAGGGAUGAGGGGAGGGUUCCUUCUCAUCUGUGCUUUUUUGGUUUUUGAGAACGUCUGGGUGGCGUCUCAUAAGAUGCCUCAUCAGACAGCUUGUACCGAAGUCACCCCGUUUUCCCCGACUGAUGACACACGGACAGUAACGGCACAGUGCUUUUAACUGGUCAACUGGUGACACUAUGAAAUGAUGCCACACUUCAGAUUUCACCCGUUUCAUGAUCUUCUUGUUUUGCUGGAAAACUGAGUGAUUCUGAUUUAGGCUGGGGCUCUCAGAGAGGUCACAUGGUGAGGAGGUUAGGGGUGUGUCAUCCCCUUGAAUUUUGAAGGAAAGAUUGACAGAAGACUCUUGCCCUGAGAGAUGCAUUGCCUCAUCAGAUUCUUCUAUAACAUCCAUGCUUUCCUCGAUGCUUUGGGGUAAUUCAUCAGAUAUGGUUUCUGGGGAGGAUGGUAGAAGAGGUGAUUCUUUUUUGAAUUCGAGGGGAUCCUGUAGCUGUGUUCGGGACAACAGUGAGGGUGGGUUUGAAUAAGGUGGGGGAAUGUGAUUGCCCUGCCCAUUUUCCUCAAUAACAACCUCUUUGUGGGCUCUCCACAUAUGACGAAUCAGACAGCUCGUCCCUAGAUCCUUGCCGUUUUUACCCCUACUGAAUUCAUUCAUGCAAUGAAUGCAAACUGCUUUGGAAUUGUCAGCAGGUGACAGGUAGAAGUGUUUCCAUACAGCUGAUCUCCGACGGGAACUGGAGCUUUUAGGGGUCCCUGGAAGGCGUUCUGGCCCCCCAUCUGACAUGUCUUCGAGGAUGUUAUCGUUGGAAUGUGAUGCUGAGAGUGCGCUGCAGAGAGUGUCUGUGUUGGCAUAUAGUUCUAGUUUUGGUUCAACUUUGGGUAACACUUCUUUGGAUGACAGAUCUGAAUUUUCAGCUGAGGAGGUGGACGGUGAAGUGUUCUUUGAGGCAGAAGAAAUAAUGCUAUUAGUCAAGUCUCCAUUUUUUGGUGAGUUUGGGGAGGGAGGUAUCAAAGAUGAGGCAAAAGAGCUAUUCAGACUAUUUGAGGAUGCAUCUCCUUCUUGUAAAAGCACAGUGGGGUGAGCCCUUCGAACGUGCCUCAUUAAACAACUUGUACUGAGGUCUUUCUCAUUCUUUCCCCGGCUGAAUUCUUUCAUACAGUAUAAACAGAUUGCUUUGGUACUGUCUCGGGGUGAUAUACAGAAGUGAUUCCAUGCCGGAGAUUUUUUUCUUGGGUUGGGAUUACUCCUCAUAGAUGACAAAAGGCUCUGGGUGACAGCAUCCAUGGCAACAUCAUAAAGGGUGCUUGUGUAUCCACUUAGUAAAUUACUAUAGUCAUCCCCCUCUCUGGUUACAAAGGGGCCAAUUGAGCUACCAAAUGCUAACCUUUCAUCAUCCUGGGUUUCCUCCUCCAGCCCAUUGGUUUCUCCAAUCUCCUCUUUGAUAUGUUGACUUUCUUCAUUUUCAUUUUCAUACUUAUCGCUCUCUGUAUUUCUCUCAUUGUCUGUGUUGAGGCCUUUGUUUGAAAGAGCUGGAGAAGCUGGAUCAGUCUCACUUGCCAGGUCUGACUCCUGUUGUUUUUCAUCCUGAGAAUAUAUAUGGAAAUCAGGGGGAGGGUCUUUAUCCAGUGUUACUGAGGAGCAAGCAGUUGAGUUGGAAUCUGCAGCCUCGUGAGGGUUAAUGCUGUAGGAUUUGAACACGUAGCCAUCCUGGCCUUCAAUUCUCAGGCAAGUCCCUUUCGCCUCUCUUCUUUUGUUUUCUAUGGAGCCAUUGGGUUCACUGUCCAUAUCCUCACUCAUGUGAGAGACCUCCUCCUCCCCAUCCAUAGCAGCAGCCCAAAGGUUUCUGUAGGAUAGACAGGUCUACGUUGUCAACUGUGAUCAGUUUUGCUAUGGGUAGUCAUCGAUUCUGCAGCUCUUAAGCAGGUGUUGUGUAAAGCGUGUGGCUGUCAGGGACACAACGCUCCUGCAUGUCCUUCUCCAUUUAGGCCUGGAGGAGUUCUGCUUCUUCACACACAAUCUACAGAGAGAGGAAAAAAGGGGGGAAAUAAGUAUUUUAUAUUCUUGAAGACAAACAUGCUUUGUGAAUUAAUUUUGAUGUUGUUUAAACUUUGUAAAACAGAUUCAACUUGAUCUAAAUGCAAAGCAGCCAUGCCAUCUGUCCAAAUGCUUGCUGUAAAUUUCCAAUUUCUAGUCUUAUCUCAUUGCCCUUGUUGACCAUUGUUGUUUUUCCUCACAAAGUAGCCUUGGGGUGUAAAAAAUUGAAAUAUUUGAAUUUAUCAUAAUUUUACUCUGUGUGUAAAGCAGCCCUGUUUCAUUUUAAUUUGUAAGCCUAAAAAGAACCCAGUUUUUAUCAAGGGGUGGGUAUGUCAAGCAAAAACACCAUUCAAUAAUCAAAGGUCUCAAUGAUUAAUCAUAGUGCGCCUGAUGCCAGUUAUUGUAGACUUGUGUGAGGUAAGCCUUACCCAUUUAAAUCUGUACUUGUCCCCAAUUUAUUUCAAGUUCUUCAAAACCUAGAGGAAACCUAUAUAUUUUACUAGACUCUAGCAUUAGUACAUUUGUCUUCUUUUAUGAUGCACUGAACUCAGCUCUAGGGUGUGCUACAGCCAUCAUGUGGCAGCUCUACCACAUUACAGCCAGGUCCUGGUACAAAAGUAUAUAUUUUUUUACAAUUAGUAAGAAAUUAUUUUCCCCUAUAAAUCAGUCUAUUCAUAUUCCUGAAAAUCAUUAUUCCUACUUCCAAUAUGGUAAAUAAAGAUACUUUAGUUGGGCUGUUUUCAUCACACCUCACUUUAGCAGAUGGAGCAAUAGGUUCAGCAGCACCUCGAGGCAUUCAGGAUUUGGAAUUUCAGAGAUCCCUCUUUUACAACUACUUCCAUUACUUAUGUGGAUAGACUACGAAAAUAUUUUCAGCACAGUAUUACUGAAAUAAUUGUCCUGCCAUUGUGAAAAUGUGUGUGUAUGUUAAGGAUAAUUGGUUGGCUGAUUAUUGGCAUCCUGACAUAAUCUGCUCCACAUCAGCACUGGCUCUCACAAGGUAAAUAUCACCGGUAUCUUUCCGAAGUGAUAACACAUCCAUCUUAUCCCCUCAUAAAAGCAUAUAAAAUCAUAAACAGUCAUUGACUGGUAAUAUUGUAUUGUAAUGUUUAGUAUUGCUAGCAAUAUCAGCCAUGUUUAGCAAUAUAUAGCAUAACCCAAUAUUUGUGUCCGUUUAUCGAUGUAUCACAAAUCCUUCAAAACAUACUACCUAAGCGAAGUGACUUUCUUCCUGCGUUUUAACCCCAAUAUUUACCUUUUAUUUUUCUUUUUUAGCUAUUUUAAACUGCUAGACUGGAAUCUAAAAGUAAUUUCUUCCGUUUAUGUCUAUUUAAUUAAAUACACAUAGAUGCAUUCACUUGUUUGUGUUCAGUACAGUCAGUCAAACACAACAGCACUUCAAAACAUACUACCUAUAACAUAUAAAGACAUUAAAACAUAUUUUUUCAACUAUGAGAUACAUUACAAAUUGUUAGUCUUACCCCACAGGUGUAAUAACCGUGACCCAAGUGACUCCCGUUUUAUAGCAAAAUACUUAACCAUAAUCUACUUCCUCUUAUGAUGAAUAGUAGUGUUCAACUGUAUCAGAGGACACGCUUAAUAAACUAGGUGACCUACUAUACUGUGACCAUAUAUAUAUUUUUCACAGAUGCAUUGCGAACAGUUAAAUCAAGGAAAGGUUGGUCUGUUCAGUAUAAAUAAAGAUUCACCUUGUUCUUGGUCCUCAAAAAUAACGUCGUAAAGGAUAGAUCUUGUAUUUAUCAUUCAGAAGAAAAUAUCAAACAGAAAACAAAUAUACAAAAACAUCACAACUAUCGGUGCUUCCCGUUUUUUAAUCUUUACAUAGUAACAUACAGCGUGAAUGAUACAGACACGGAACCAGGAGAAUGCGUUCAAAGACACUCCAGCUCUGUGGACAUGAGCCAACCCACACAAGUAUCACCCAAAUCCAGUCCAGCACGUAGCUAUCCGUGAUCAAUGGUUAAACUAAUAAUGAAUCAUUUAUCAUGAUCUGAUCAUAUGGAUCUUACCACGUCAUCCUAUGAUAUCCUUUAUUCUGUAUUUGUUCGUGUUUUCAUGAGCGUGGACACUUUCAGAAGAGUAAUGUUAGGCCAUUUCCUAAGUCAGCACUGACAGCCAGUUUUUCCGGGUUUGGCUAAAGUGCUAUUCAGGAAGAUGCGAGAGGACAGCAGAAAAAUGCCAAACCUCACCAGCUUUACUAUUCACACAACACACCAACGUGUCCGUGGUUACUUAAAAACAAGCUCAGGUGGGCUGUAUAACACCAGGCGAAAAUCAGGGAGCUAGUUUGAAUCCUGGUACCCAUCUAUACCAAACAUUUUAAUGACACAUUUGUGGCAGUUAGGCUACAUCAUCAGUAAACACCACGGAGGCUAUCUCAAUGCUAACUGUGUUAGCCGCAAGGCUAAUAAACACACAAAAACGUCACUGAGGUACGGCUCCUCCGUCACAUGGCUCAGUAACACAAAUAUUACACACAUUACAAACUCUAUAACAACUUAAUCAACGCGACCUCGUGGAAUUUUUUUUUUAUUAAUUUCGGACCACACCACGACUGCUAGCUGGUUAGCUGCCAGCUAGGCCACACACAGGACAUACAAGCUAACCUGGCGAGGCAGAACCCAGCCGUGGCAACACACGAACCACACGGGAUCCGAAUCAGACCAGCGCUCACCACGACGUCCUAGCGAUCCCGGACCAUUUUCAGACUUAAACAUGCGCUCACGAUACUCACUGUGAAGUAUAACCGCGUGAUCCCUGGGUUUCGGCUCCUAAACAGUUAAAUAUGACACAUUUGAUUGAUCCGGAGGGGGGUUCACUUUGUUGCUUUUGUCUGCUGGUUUGCUAGCAGUUCACGUUCGGCCGGAGUAGCACCACACAGCGUCGGACGGAAGGAACAUGUUUUAAUGAUGUCACUGGUCGCAGGGUCCUCAGUAGGGCAAAGAGGCAGCAGUACACCACCGCAGCAUGCCACAGCAGCACACCCCACUUUACCGAUCAUUCAAACACACCAGCCAGCCAUGAGGCAUUUUAUGUGUAGAGUAACUUGAUCAAAGUAUUUCAUUGAAGGGACCUUGUACAUCAGUAGCCUACUAUUGCGCAUGACAGAAAUAACAUCAUUUUUACAACUACACUACUACUACUUCUACCACUAACAAUUAUUAUUAUUAUUAUUAUUAUUAUUACUUCUCUUGUAUCUUUUAUCUCUAUCUUAUUUCGACUUAAUGUCCUUUUAGCCUUUGUUUUACUUCAACUUUAAGGCCUUUUAUUGAUUUUAUUGUUUUUUCCUGCUAAUUUUUGUUAUUUCAUUUUAUCAUUACUAUUACCAUCAUCAUUAUUUUAUUAUUAUUAUGAAUAUCGUCUUUUUAUACUUACUAUCGUGUUUCCUGCUUUCUACCCCCCUUUUUAUUACAUAUCUUUUCUUACCUAUUUUAUGUUUUUUUUUAUUUUUUAUUUUGGUUCUUAUGGUCUCAUUUUACAUUGUAGGGUUCUUGUAUAGUCUGGGUUUCUUAUGACAAAUGAAACUGCCCUUCAAUUCUGAGGCCUAACUGAGCUUUUGUUUUUUAUUUGUUUUUAUUUCCAUGUGCCGAUGUUCUGUGCUUCAUGACUUUUUGUCAAAGCACUUUGUAAACUUCUGUUUUUAAAAGUGCUACAAAUAGGAAGUUAUUAUUAUAAUUAUAAUUAUUAUUAUUAUUAUUGUGUGGUUCGUCUAGAAAAUUUUAAUUUUAUUACAGUUGCACGAUUUCAGUGUAGGAUGUAUUUAAUUCGAUACCAAACAGAAUAAAAUUAUUCAUUCAUCCAACCACACAUAUUUACGUGAUUUUCAUUAUGUUGUGUUUGUCUGGGUGUCAGGGGUCCCUGGGUAGCUUCAGCAUUGCCUUUGACAUCUUUGAAGGCAUAUUUGUUUCCAAGACCUGCUUUUUCCUAUGUGCACGUAUUCUGGUGAUUUUCACCCAGCAAUAGUAGUGAUAGAGGGUAAAGUAGGUUUGGGUUGAUUUGAUAGCUGCAUGUAGGGAAUAAGGUCAGUGAGAGUGGUCCUGGAAUUUGCAUGCUAUCUUUAUUUAGCCCAGUGGUUAUGAAUAACUAUCACAAAGUAGUGAUAUUUAAGGGAAUUCAUAUGGUGAUAAGAAAUAUUUUAGUCAGCUGGUCAUUUUUGGUUCUCUAUUUUUGUUCCCUCUCUCUCCUGCAGCUGUUAUUGUGCCAAGGACCCUGAGUCUUCACCAGAGAAGACUCAAAUGCCACAGGAAUGGGUGGAAAAGAAACUAAGUUACUAUGUAGAUAGAUAGAUAGAUAGAUAGAUAGACUUUAUUGAUCCCAAACUGGGAAAUUCCCAUGUUACAGCAGCAAUAAAAAUACAAAAUGAAAUUAAACAUAAGAAGAAGUAUGUACAAAACAGACUAAAUAUACCAAAUAUAUACAAUAAAUACAGACUAAAUAUACUAAACAUCCUAAGAGAAAAAAGUGAGAUAUGAAAAAGUGGGCUAUCAACUGGUAGUACUAAUAGAUAGACAGAUAGAUUUUCUCAUUUUAGCAAUACUGUUAUAGGGUUAAGAAGAAUUAACAAAUGUUCAUUAAUUUAAAAAAAGGAAAAAAAAAGGGGGGAAAAAACAUAAUUAAAUUGCACCCUUUAUUCGAAAUAGUGAUUUUUCACCAAAUGUCUGGCCGACUGUUGUGAUCUGUGACAACAGCAUUGAUAAACCCGGAUGAUGCAGAGGAGCUAUAAAUAAAGCUUAGUUUCGCCUCCACAACACGUUACCACGUAAUAAGAGGUUAACACAGCGAGUUUCACCUCGGCUCAAGGAUACCAUGUAUCCAAGUGGUCAUCGGGGUGGGCCAUAUUGGUUUGCCUGUGCCUUGGCUGUCUCAGUGACCGCAGGCAACAUGAUCAUUGCAUCCACACCACGCAAUGAAAGAUACAGUGUUUUGGUAAUGACUGAACGCUCCGUUGUGGGGAGCCAAUACAGACUUUGGUCUCGGCUCUACAUAGACGAUGAUGCCCCGAACUGCGCUUUGUGUGGACCCUUAGCUGCGUAUUGAGAGCAUUGACAAAAGGCAAUGCAUUGAUCGCGUGACAGAUGGGCUUUUGUGUGAAAUCCACGACUCACCACCAACAUGACCUCCAGCGUCACACGUAGAGUAGUGCGUACGGGUGGGAGUUGUCUGGUAAAACGCAUUGUUGUGUUGGGGGAUGAGCCGUUGGUAGUGCUGCUGCCGAGACUGCUAUUCGCUCCUAGUCGACUGUGGCUAGCGAGUGACUCUAACCUAUGAAUGGUCCCCAAAGCAGAUAACUCUGUGUUCACCGUCGAAUUUAAAGCCGAAACUUCAUAGACAACAAGCAGGCCUCCUCUUAGUUUCACCAGUAAUUGAAAAGAGCCCACUACCGCUCGUUGGAUGAGAACAUUGUGUGCGGAUAUAGAGCCACUUAGCAGGCCGUUUCGCCUUUGCUUUGUAAGGCUGCUGGCUAGCUGCCGUCUUCAACUAGCAAAACUGUCCGACCCGAGGUAUGUGCUUUGCUUUCAUUCCCUUUUUAUUGUUCUCUCAAAAUAACAAUGCAUACAGUGCAUGUGCAAAAUGUGUACUUGCUCUUACAUUUCCACGAAAAUUAACAAACGUUUAAAGAGCUCUUGUCUGCUUAGACGCCAUUUGCUCCGUGUAGAGGAGGGUUAGCUCUUUUUGCUAGUUAGCUGGCUGGCUAAUGUUAUUGUUAGCAGCUUGACCACUUUGUAAGUUGUAAGAGUAAAAAGCAAUUGUAUCUUUUGACCAAAUGGUCAUGUGCUAACUCCGGUGCAGUCCUUUUGAUAGUGCCCUUAACACCCGCCUCCCACCGCAUUUAAACGCCCCAGCUCAUUGACAAACACUUAGUUACUAUGUUUAAGUUCACUUCACAGACAGCAGAAAACUCCAGUUUACACCAAUAAAAAACACACUUUCAUUCGGUUUUGGAACAUAGGUAACAACAAUAUAUAUUUCUUUCAAAACAGGAACAUGAGUAUACAAACUUCUCCUUAUACAGCUCUUUACUUACUUGUAAGUUCAGUUUACAGUAUGUUGUGUGUCGCUAUGAAGCACCUUACUGGAGCAGGACUCCUAUUUCUACUUUCAAUAUAAUGAUAAUAAAGCAUUAUAUAUAUUUUCUAUUCAGCUGUGAGUAAACUAUUGAUGUACCCACUGUUGUUUUCUUUGUAAUCUUACUUUUAGACUUAACACUUUUUCAAAACCCCUAUCUCAUGAUAGGAUGUAAGUGUUUUAAAACACCUUACACCUUAUUUAUUGUGUUGCUAUUAAAAUACUUUAUAAAGCUGGAGUCUUCUGUAUAUUAAUACAUCAAUUUCACUUACACAGUAGGGGUGGGAAUCACUAGUGGCCCCACGAUCCGAUAUUAUCACAAUACUUGAGCUACAAUACGAUACUCAUGCAAUAUUUAACAUUUUCCAACACAGCAUGUAUUGUGAUACAAUAUAUUGAGAUUUAUGCAAUUUUUUCAACUGUAUAGCUAAUUGAGCAUUUGUCUUCCGUAAUGUUUGACUUAUUUAUGCUGUGUUUUAUUUUCCUGUGGCAAAUCUUGUAAACCUUUUAUAUAUUUGUUGUACUAACUUUCUCCUGCUCUAUGAUAUCACCUCUGCCAGCCUCACUGGACAAACAGUUAAGGUCCUUACACAACGGGACCACUUUUGUCGUACAAUUAUUUCAUACGUCAAUACUUUUUUUUUAACCCGUAUCCUGUCAAUACAAGCGUUCACAUCAGCGGUGUUUUCCCGUCCUGCGAUAUUGCGGCAUUAAUUUUUUCGGAUCAUGGUCGAUUUUUCCAAAGUUUCGCAUACUGUGUGUCCACUUCUGACCAAUUAGAUUUCGUGUUUUUGCGACGUCAGAUUCACCGGUACAUGCAACAUGGCCGAUCAGCUGACUGUUUAUGAUCGUUUACACACACACAUUACAAAGAUAGUGACCUGAAGGACAACUUGUGGAGAGUUAUAGCCUCGGAUUUCUGAUAUGACAAUGAUUUGUGUGCUUUAACAGUUUGCUUAACGCCUUUGUUUUAACUUUCAUCUGUGCUAAUGAAAUCUAACGGUUGUUACCACAGUUUCAUGUGCUUAUCUUAUCGCCUCUGAUUGGCUGUGCUGACUGUUUGGCUUGAGCGUGUGAUGACGUUUCCAGCUUUUCUAGCCAAUCAGAGGCGAAGAAGGCAGGACUUUCCGUGGGAAGUCUUCCCCGGGAUGCGUCUUCUCCCCCCCGGAAAGUCACAAAAUCGCGUUGGGCUUGAUGUGUAAAGUCAGGCCCAUCAAAAUUUGCCUCUGAAUAUUUCAGAAUUUCACGUUCCAUAUUUGCGUCUGCCCCGGUGUGUAAGGACCUUUAAUUUGAAAAAAUCUAUACUUGGUCAAUGAGACGAUAUGAUACAUCACCAGACAAAAUAUCACAAUACAAUGCUGUAUCGAUUUUUUUCUCCCAUCCUGACUUGACAGUAUUGGUCAGAGAACAUGAUUCUAUUCUUCUUGACCACAAAUCAAUGUACCCAAGUCCUUUUAAAAACCAGUCUGAUCUCUCACUGAUUAUCUCCAUUUUGAUCUUUUACAGCGACACAGAGCAGCAAGAUGAAGAAGAAAGCUCGGCAGCACCGAGUUGUGGUGCCACAGAGGCCUCCGUCCCCCAUCAAACCUUCCCCUAACAAGCAGAUCUUGACUUACGCCCAGGCGCAGAGAAUGGUGGAGUUUGAUAUUGAUGGCCGCAUACAUCGGAUCAGCAUCUACGACAAGCUGGAUGUGAUCUCGGAUGAUGACCCUACGGUUCAGGAGAUGAUGGAGUGCACCAGCAAUAAGGAGAAUGCUGAGAAACCACAGCAGCAGGUGCUCCUGAGGUCUGUCAGACUAAAAAACAACCAGGAGAAGAGAAACGCUGCGCUGGGGAUUCCUGGUCACGGUGAGGGUGUUGGACAUCAUGCUGGUGUUAAUGUAGGUCCCAAGCUUCCAGAGCCUAAAUUUCGCACAGUGGAAUAUAACCUCCCUGCAGUUCCUAAGCGCUCAGCCGCAUUUUAUCAGUUCACAGAGAAGACGGAAGAAGAGCUAGAUGAGGAAACAGAGUAUGACAUGGAUGAGGAAGACUACGCCUGGUUGGAUUUGGUCAAUGAGAAACGGAAAAGUGAAGGAGUCAGCCAGGUCUCGUAUAAUGUUUUUGAGUUUCUUAUUGACCGCUUUGAGAAAGAGUUAUACCUGGAGAGUCUCGAUCAGUGCGGUGAAAAGCACGUUACAGUUGAUGAAGACGCUGUCUGUUGUAUCUGCAUGGAUGGAGAGUGUCACAACAGCAACGUCAUCCUCUUUUGUGAUAUGUGCAAUGUGGCUGUGCACCAAGAAUGUUACGGUGUGCCCUACAUUCCUGAAGGCCAGUGGCUCUGCAGACACUGCCUCCAGUCCCCCAGCCAGCCUGCAGACUGCAUACUUUGUCCCAAUCAGGGUGGAGCAGUGAAAAAGACAGACGAUGACCGCUGGGGCCACGUAGUUUGUGCCCUCUGGGUUCCUGAGGUUGGCUUCUCAAACACCACCUUCAUUGAACCCAUUGAUGGUGUCAGCCACAUUCCACCCGCCCGCUGGAAACUGACCUGCUACCUCUGCAAGGAAAAAGGUGUCGGGGCAUGCAUCCAGUGCCACAAAGCCAACUGUUACACUGCCUUUCAUGUCAGCUGUGCCCAGAAGGCUGGCCUCUUCAUGAAGAUGGAGCCGAUAAAAGAGGUAACAGACUCGGGAGAGCCCACCUUCUCUGUAAAAAAGACUGCCUACUGUGGAGCUCAUACACCUAACGGGUGUGUGCGGAGGCCUCUCACCAUCUAUGAUGAUGCCAAACCCAAAAAUGGACUGUGUAAAAAAGGGGGAGGAGUUGGGAAAGGACAGUCAAAAGGAAAGCAGAAGAAGAAGAGUAAGAGUAAGAAGCCUGAGCCUGAACCUGAAAGUGAAGAAAUAACACCUGUUGCUGUGCCUACAUUUCCUGCUCACAGGUAAGAGGUGUAGUAUGGUGAGCUAAAAUUAUUACUGAAGUUUCUUUUUUGCAUAUUUAUGUUUGGUGUAUUAGAAGGGCUUUCUGAUCUUUUUCAUGUAGGACAUUAGACAGAAUAAAACAGUAAAAGCCCUGAUGAGUGUCAGUCAGUACUUUUGUCGAGGCAAAGUUCUGCUACCAAUAUCAAGUCCCUCACAUUCAACUUCUUAUACCAUUAGCCAGUUUUGUAAACAGUCAGACCUCAGGGGUAUAUUAGGGCUCAAAAUGCAGCCAUUUUUUGUAAAGGUGGUUGUGAAAACAGAUUUAAAUGCUUGUAAUUAUGUUGAAUCGACUCAAACAACAGUGUAGUGCUCCUAGGAAGUUAAACUUAAGUCAGAGCUAUAAAUUUGUCCAAAUGCUGCACAAGAAACCAAAAAGAUAGAAAGCUAUGGUAUCCAAAGCAGUGAGUGUCAUUUCUUCUGGGAAACUAGUUAAAGCUCCUGUGAGGACUUUUUUGAUGUUUAUGAAAUGGGCUGAAACUUCCACUGAUACUUUUUUUGUGGUAGACAAAAGCAAACAACCAUCUGCAACAAGACUGAAAAUUUUUAAAUUGCUGUUUAUAAUGCUUCAAAAUGAUGCAUGGGGACAGGUGUCAGGCAAGAAGCUGAAAACACUCAUAUGUCUGAAAUAGGGGUGUCCCGAUAUGAUAUUGAUGUCAGAUAUCGGUCCGAUUUUAGCAAAAAAAAAAACGAAUAUCAGAUUAUAUCAGCCUGCAUCUAAAAUCUUCAAUAUCAGCACUGCAAUACAAGCUGUUCAUUCCAAUAUCAGUAUUGUCAGUAUUAAAGGCUACAACAUAAGUAUCGUAGCGGAAGUCAAAAAGUUGUACCGGGACACCCCUAAUCUGAAAUUCCUACAUAGAAUAUUCACAAUCAAAGAUGCAUCUUUCUGUCUGGAUAGACUAGAGCAGUGGUGCUCAAGUCCAGUCCUCGAGGCCCACUGUCCUACAUGUUUUGGAUGUUUCCCUGCUUCAGCACACCUGAUUCAAAUGAUCAGCUCCUUAUUAAACCAUUACAGAGUUUGAUAACGAGCUGAUCAUUUGAAUCAGGUGUGUUGGAGCAGGGAAACAUCCAAAACAUGCAGGACAGUGGGUCUCGAGGACUUGAUUUGAGAACCACUGGACUAGAGCAUGUCAUGGACAAGAUGAGCAAAGACAGCUUUGUCAACAUGGAGCUUAAAGUGUGAUGGGAUAUGUGUAAAAAAAAAUAGUUUUCUAAAUACUCCUCAGCAUAAAUUAUCUGCUUACAUGUAGUUGGUCUCUAUCAAGUACUAGUAGAUUGCUGCUCAAAAUCCGUCUGAAGCUCUUGAAUUUGAAGCUUCACUGGGAACUCCAGCUAACAAGGUGCUGUUCAAACUGUUUAUGCAGCACUUUACAUGUUGAUAAUCUCUGUAGUAGUUUUUUUUUUUACUUGGUUAUUCUGUUGUUUCAUAUCUGUGGUACCUUCAGUGUGUGAUAAAUAAAAUGUAUAACUAUUAUUGUUUUCUAAAAAAGGCAUGUAAGGACUUGUUGCUACCUUUCUUGACUGCAUCUUUUUCGACCUCGUCCUCCUGGCUUUAGGUUGCAGACCAUCCUAAACCAGGUUUCAGUUCAGAAGAAGAAAGCAUUCGUGGAGCUGGUGCUGAAUUACUGGACUCUGAAGAGGCAGUCCAGGAACGGACUCCCCCUCAUCAGACGCCUUCAGACGAGCCUGCAGUCUCAGAAGAAUGCGCAAGCGGUUUGUUCAUCUGUCAGUCCACCGCAGGAGACUUUCAGUCUUCAGUUUGCUUCUCACUUAAAAACCAGAGUAGAUCUUAGAAAUAAUAGCGUAGUGGUAUUAUGUUAGCAUACAGUCAGCCAUCUUUUUAAAUCUGACUGAUUUGCCUGUUUUCCUUUUUAACACUCUCAUGCUGCUUGAACAAUGUGUUUGACUGUGCGAUGUAUAACAGUAUUUCUUUACCAUCUUGAGCAAUAUAUACCCAUAAUCCACCCCUGAGCUGUUUUUGGUUCUGUUGUUAAUGAGCGCCUUUUAUAUCUUCAGAGGCAGAAUGAGGAAGAGAGCAGGGCGCUGAAGGACCAGUUGAAGGAAUGGCAUCGUCUCAGACACGACCUGGAGAGAGCACGACUGCUGCUGGAGCUGAUCCGCAAGAGGGAGAAACUAAAGAGGGAGGAGGUAAGCAUGGAGGACUGACAGGUGGAUGGGUAGAUGGAUAGACCUCUGACUGCAUCCAAAAGUCACUGAUGAAACUAACUAAGAUGAAAGCAGACUUCAUGAAUAAGAGUGUUAAAUCUCAUUGAUAGUAAUUGAUUAAAAAAUGUACAUUCAACAAAUGAAUUAAGUUUAAGUUGUAGCUCUUUGUCUUUUUACGUCAAACUUUGAAUGACGUGAAAAGAGACCAUUUAUCUGUUAUCCCAAAAGAAGGUAGAAAUAAGAACACCCUGAGUCCUUUAGACCUUUCUCAGUUUUAAAUGUAGACUACAAGAUAUUUUCUUCCAUUCUAGUUAAAAGAUUUAAAAACUUUAUGGCUCAUUUAAUUGAUUGAAGUCCGAUCAGGGUUCAUAAAAGGCCAGCAGACUCAGGAUAACAUUACACCAACAUUUUAUUUCAUUGAUCAGAUUCAAAAAGAAGAGUAAAGAGUUGUACUAAUGAGCCUUGAUGCAAAGAAAGCUGCAGGAGCUGGACAUUUCUUUGUGAAGUAUUGGAGAGAUUUCAGUUUAGUUCAGUUCAGACACUCGAUAAAGUGUAUAUAAACUCUCUCUCUUUAAACUAUUCUCCUCACCAAGAAGUAAGAGAUAAAUACACAAAGUCAGAAGACAAAAACAUGUGUCUAAGUGACAAUCGCAUAGACACUGGACAAGCUAUUCCAGAUAACGUACAACCAGGUGAAUGAUAGCUUGUUGAGAGAUGUCAGGUGAUGGUCUGCCUUUAGUUUGGACUUUGGUACUCAGGUUGAGGAAGUAUGAAAAGUUAAUUUCCAGGUUUAUUAGCCUGUAUUAAUCCAACUUGGUCUGGACUUGAUUCAAACCUGGGAUUAGUGAUCCCAAAUUCAAACAGUUGUGGGAUAGAGGUGUUACAGCGGUUUGUGCUUAAAUUCAUUAGAGAUUACUGUGGAAAAAAAGAUGGAGGCAGAGACAACAAAGAAGGCCAGUGCAGUGAUAGAUGUUUUAAUGAAGCAAAUAAACAGAACAACAAGAAAGUCGUCUUCAGGCUUUAUCUGGGUUUUCAGAAGCAGAAAAGAAUUAAUACUUGAUAAAUCAAACAAAGAUGGGAAAACAAACUAAAUACAGACGUUUCUGAGGAGGGUUGGCACACAGCACUCAUCCACAAGCUCUAAAAAAUGGAGAGAAUACUGAUGGGAAAAACUGAAUUUGCUUUUUGCUUCUCUCUGUGGUUUUUUGGAUAGCAGUGGACUCUGAAAUGAUAUAUUAUUUUCAACUUUAAGUGUCCCCCCAUGAUAUGUUCUUGUUAUCUCUGCUGCGUUUAUGUUCCCUGUCUUUGUGUAUAAAUCCAAAAACAACAAAAUAAAAAGCGUAACAAAAUAAAUACUGACCAUGUCUCUGGGCCAUUAGAAUAUAUAAAAAAAUAGGUCUAUAGGCAAUUUGUUUUUCCAGUAACAGUAAAGCAGACUCCACCGAAGGGCUCUACAAGUGACUUGAGACCAGUCCUAGACAAAAGUUCAGAAUAAAAGAGUCACACAAACCACAAUGUCAAUGAACUUAGGACUUUUAAAACACAAAGAAGAACAGAAAACAAUGAUUUGCAAAUUCUUUCCAACUAUAUUCAACUGAAAUCACCACAAAGACAAGAUAUUUAAUUUAAUUUAAACUUGAUUGUUGUUUUUUUUUCCCCCAGAUAUUCACUCAUUUUGAUUUUGAUGCUUACUUUUGAAGGCUUUGCUCUGUAAACAUACAUCGCAACAUGAAAAUGAAGCCUUCUCAACGUUGUCACAUGCUUCUCACGGCACGUCCAAAGCCGGGCUAACACAUGAAACCCAGAUAAGCUGAUCAAGACCUGUUGUGGCACUGAGCUGAUUCAGAAAUAUGACAUUGUCAGAAUUCAGUUUUAACGGAAAAAAUGUGUUUGUGUCUGAUGUUCUCCUCUCUUCUGUAUGUAGAUCAAACAGCAGGAAACCCUCCUUGAGAUGCAGUUGACUCCCUUCAGUAUUCUGCUCCGAGCCCUCUUGGACCAGAUCCAGUCGAAAGACCAAGCCAGGAUCUUCACCCAGCCGGUUGAUGUCAGUGAGGUAAGGAUACUAAAACGUUGAAGUGCUGUUGGGUCUUUCAUUUGAGAAUCUGUACCGUGUCCAUAUUAGGGUGACUAUUUCCUGUUAACAAUCCUUUAAACAAAUAUGAAGUCUGGGGACAUCCAAAGGAUCGCUGUUAAGCUCUCAAACUGGACUUGCUGGUUCGUUUUUCAACACAGCCAUUUGCAUUUUGCUAUUAUGCUCUUGUCAGGAUAAAAACCUACUAAUACCAUUUCAGGGGUUGGUUUUACCUGUUUAUUUUUCACCCUGGUCUCUAUAAAGUUGCUCCAGAAAUGUUGGAAUAAACUAAGGAUGAAACAAUUGUUUUGUGUUUUUACUAGACACACAAAAAGUUUCAAGUCUUCUCCAGAAGUUCUCUGUAUCUUUUAAAAGCACUGACAGACCAAGUACACCUCCAAAGACCUCAGGGAGACUAACGCCAGCCUUUCUUUCCCUUGUAUCAUCACACAUCUGUUAAAAGCUGCACUGGAACAAGCCACUGAGGCUACAGCAAGCAGACAGCUGCUCCCUCCAUGUCACAGUAUCUGAUCAUAGUGACUCGGGUCAUAAAUCAACCUCGCCGCCCCGUGUUGACAGUGUGAGGCAAUGGGACUUCCUAGUAGGGUGAAUGUGUAACUUUAGACUGCGGUUCGUUGGCUGACACCCCAAAAGAGCUGAGGUUGCUAUCUUCUAACAAGCCCGGCUAGCUCAGUCGGUAGAGCAUGAGACUCUUAAUCUCAGGGUCGUGGGUUCGAGCCCCACGUUGGGCGCACUUUAUGUCUUUGAGGUUAGUUAGAUUUCUGCAGCUUUAGCACUCUGGCAGCUGAGCAUGUGUAGAGUGUGUCUUUGGAUUUCUGCACAUAAAGACAAGGCUUAUGUCGUGUUUUGCAACGUGGUUUUUAAAUAUUUGAUCUUUCCUUUAGGUGCCUGAUUAUCUCGAUCACAUCAAGCACCCCAUGGACUUUUCCACCAUGCGUCAGCGUAUCGAUGCGCAGGGCUACAACAACUUGGAGCAGUUCGAGAGCGACUUCAACCUCAUUGUCGAUAACUGCAUGAAGUAUAACUCGAAAGACACCUAUUUUUACCGGGCGGCCGUUCGCCUCCGAGAUCAGGGCGGCGCUCUUCUUAGAAAGGCCAGAAAAGAUGUGGAGAAGAUCGGCUUUGACUCAGAGAGUGGCAUGCAUCUGCCAGAGGCUCCUGAAAUCAAAGCAACACCAGCAUUUUCCUGGGAGGAUGGUAAGGACAGUAGUAGCGAAUCUGUGACUUAUUUUCGUCUUAAGAGUUUGUGACAAGCGAUCGUAACACUGUUUUCCCUUUUUCACUUUCUCCCUAGUGGACCGCUUACUAGUGCCAGCUAAUCGGGAGCCUCUAUCCCUGGACAAGCAGCUGCAGCAGCUCCUGGAAAAGUUUGACCUGACCUGUGCCAUGAAGUCCAGCCCCUCCCGCAGCAAACGCUUAAAGCUGCUCAAAAAGACCAUCAAUGACGUGCGCAAUGAAAUGAGCCUGAAGAGAGUCCAUCCCUCCCACCACCACCACCACCACCACCAUCGCUCCUCCUCCUCCACAGCUCCCUCCACAUCUGCAUCAUCUUCAUCAGCUGCCCCUCACACAGAGCCAAGUAAACCCAAAGAGGAGAGACUGAAAACCAACGGACAUUUUCCGGAUGAUGAGGGUAUGUACAGAUGUUGUCUGACCUUAUCAAAGCGUGUUGUAUCUGUUUGACAUCAACCCCACAUAUCGGUAUGUCUUAAUGGGAAAUAUAAAUCAGAAGUCACACUGAGUUUGUGGGAUGAAGAGCACUGAUAGGUCACUGGGAGUUAUUUCCAGUGGUCAGGGUCAACCCUCUAACUGGUCCUCCAGAGCUUUCCUCUAUUGUUAGACUUCUUGCUUGAGACUUUUCAUUCAUUAUAAGUGUUUGUCCACAGUGCUGAGAAUCAUGAACUCUGACGUUACAGCGGUCAAGCUGAUGAGAGCUUUUCAAAAUUAAGCAUUUAACUUUCUGAAUGCACCCUGAAGGCAGGUUAAAGCUGGAUUUCAGUGAAUCUGUGUCUUUUACUUUACAACUGAAUCAUGCAGACAGUUGAUGAAUCUCACGACACGACACUCAACUAAUUUCAGACUUAAUCAUUACUUUCAACAUACAGUACAGGCCAAAAGUUUGGACACACCUUCUCAUUCAGUGUCUUUUCUUUAUUUUUUUUAUUUUUAUUUUAUGACUAUUUACAUUGUAGAUUAUUACUGAAGGCAUUAAAACUAUGAAUGAACACAUGUAGAAUUUUGUACUUAUAAAAAAAGUGUGAAAUAACCGAAAACAUGUUUUAUAUUCUAGUUUCUUUAAAAUAGCCACCCUUUGCUCUUGAUGACAGAAGUACCUUGUCAGGGUUACUUUAGGCACUCCUGUGAAGUAAAAACCAUUUCAGGUGACUACCUGAUGAAGCUCAUUGAGAGAACAGCAAAAGUUUGCAGCGCUAUCAAAAAAGCAAAGAGUGGCUACUUUGAGAAAUCUAAAAUAUAAAACAUGUUUUCAGUUAUUUCACACUUUUUUCUUAAGCACAUGAUUCCACAUGUGUUCAUUCAUAGUUUUGAGAAUCUACAAUUUAAAUAGUAAUGAAAACAAAGAAAAUGCAUUGAAUGAGAAGGUGUGUCCAAACUUUUGGCCUGUACUGUACUAAAACUUUUUCAGUUUAGGAUAUGCAAAGGCUUUUAGGCAAGACACGCAGGCUGCUUCAACAGGUGAUCAUUUAAAUAUUCUCUCUGAAGUAAGCACUGGAGCGCUAUUAUGGGUUUAUGGAUAGAUUUGUGAAGAAAACACUACAAAUGUUCUCUGCGUUAGAGAGAAUCCACUUUGGUGACUUUUUGCCUUUAUUUCCUAAAACUAGAAUCAAGAAAUCUCAAACCGACCUACAAACGUUAAAGUAGUAACACUGGUUUGACUGAUGAGUACAGAAUGAUGUACACAAAGCCAAUAUGUUCAAAGUAACUUGAGCUGAUACUAAUACAGAUGAUAGGCUGGUUAUAUUAAAUUCACUGAUUCUUGUGAAGCUUUAAUGGUCUCUUGAUAGCUGUCAGCUGUUGUUGCUCCAAAAUGACCGUUUUCGAGGCGCACUACGAAAUUUGUGAUGUUGAAAAAAUGGCCAUUGUACUCCUCCUCCCGUUACCUGUGCUUUGCUAAAAAGCAAGCGUUGAAAAUAGCUAAUGUGCUGUUUGUGCACAACUAAUGCGCUUUAACUGCCGGUACAAUAUUAUGUUGAUAAUAUCAUACAUAUCUAGUUGUAACUGUGAAUUGGAAGCACAGUAGAGUGACCAGUACUCUGAGAUGUCUUUCACUAAUUUGCUCAUUUUCACCCUUGAAUAUUGAGCUGUAACACACUGUUGUCUGGAGUUAUUGAUCAGUAUUUAGCAGCAGUUUCUCACUGACAGAGUGGGUGAAAAAGGCCAUGGCUAGUUGCAAACGAAAUUUGUGUGUUCAAAUGGCACAUGUGUGAUUUACUGGGCUUUUUUUUUUUUUUUGAAGAUAUUGUAUUAGGGCUGGGCGAUAAACCGAAAAUUUACCAACACCGAAAUUUACGACAAUAACCGACGUCAUUUUGCCCAUAUUGUAUAUUUGGUGUCAAUAAAUACAUAAAUAAAAGUUGGUUUUGGGUGUGCGUAGGUAGGCUGUGGUCUCAUGUCCCUUUAAGGCGCUGUCUUGAAUUUAAUGUGGGAGGUGGUGAGCAGCUUGUGGAGUAGUUAUCGUCCAUUUAUUGUUAUCAAGGUGAACUGCUUCAUGUAUCGUGAUAUUGAUUUGAGGCCAUAUCGCCCAGCCCUAUAUUGUAUCAACAGUAAAGGUCAGAACUCCUGUUUUAAUCCUCACAGCAAAACUUGAACACCAAAAUUUGUUCAAAGGCUUGCUGAUACACAAAAAACUUUUAUGAAUGCCAAACUUCAAAUCACAAAUCCCAACAGAAAGUACUUUAUGAUUAUACAGAUGUGAUGGUUUUGCUCUGGAGUUGGAGAAAUGCAGUUAUUGGCAAAUCUAGGUUUCUCUGUGGAGCUGAUCCCUGAAUGGAUAGUGUUAUAAUGAGCUCACAGGGGGAAAAGAAAGAAAGGAACAAGUCAUUUGCUCUCAUUUUUUAUUUAUUAAAGUGUCUCAGUGUUAUGCUAAACAAGGCCUUAUUUUACCUUCACCAUAAAAACAAAAGCCAUAUGAGAAUUUGCAGUGUCAGCAUUUCUGCAAGAGCAAGGACAAUGUGUAAGAGUUGGAGGGCAUUACAGUUGGUAAUACUGACUAGCAUAAAGUGGGACGUGUGUAUUCUCUCUGAACUGGACUUUAAGUGUUUUAAUUGAUACUUUUUAAUUGUUUUUUUUUUCUUUAAGAGAAAGUCAAUGACUAUUAUGUUAUUCUGCUUAGCUGAUUGUACCACAAUGAAAUAGAUCUUACUUUAUUGUACCAAUUACUACUACUUUCUUAGCACCAUAGGGAAAUAGUAAACACUGACUAAACAUCAAAUCAGUGUUGUUUUCGUUGACGAUGACGUAGAUGAAAAUAUUUCGUCAACGUCAUCGUCAAUGAAAACAAGACUGCAGAAUAUAUGUUUAGCAUUUUACUGACGAAAUGCUCAUGAAUUUUGCAACUCUCUUUGUCGUCCACCACUCACGUUUUAGUCUAGUCUCGUCUCGUCAACGUAAACGCACAUUCGUCUCGUCACAUUUUAGUCAUCUAAGACUUAUGUUUAGCUCGUCACGUCUUCGUCGUUUAAAAAAAAGGGGCGUUGACACUGCAUUAAAUGCACUCCACCAAAAAUAAAGAAAACCAAUUACUGUAUUUUUCGGACUACAAGGCGCACUUAAAAUCCUUACAUUUUCUCAAAACUUGACAGUGCACCUUAUAAUCCAGCGCAAUUUAUGUAUGAUUACUUGUUGUGCUUACUAACCGAUUUUAUGUGGUACAAUGCGCUCAAAAAUCUGUCGGAAUAUGUAAGUACAACUUUGGUAAGCAACGAAAUCGGAGCAAUAUGGUAUGCUGUGUCACUACCUGAUCGGCCCCAUAACAGGACCCCUGGGCAGUCUACAAGACUGCCUGACUGUAAUGUUUAAACUAGAGGUGCAUUCAUGUGAGGCAGCCCGGGCCUGGAGUACGCACAAGCAACAAUAAACCUAUCAAUGCACCAAUGCUUAAUGCGCCUUACAAUCCGAUGCGCCUUAUAGUCUAGCAGGAAUAUGCUGAUUUUUGAGGCGAUAGUGCGAAUGGUGAUACAAGCAUGAAAUUUGGUACAGAUAUCCUUUAUACCACUACUAAUCAUAAUAUAACCUCUGGCCACCUGGGCAGCGCCAUUUUUCAAGAUGGCCGCCAGCUUUUAGAAAUAGCUGCCACCAGGUCAACGUUUUAGACUCUAUCACUCUGCUGCAGCUAUAAAUCUUACAUUUACCCUAUCCAGUGGCGGUUCUAGACUAAAUUACUCCCUGGGCAUAUAUAUAUAUAUAUAUAUGUAUAUAUAUAUAUAUAAAUGAAAUUAUAAUGAUGAUAAUUUGGUCGGAUGGAAAUUGGGGAAGUUAAGUUGUUAAGAAGUCAAUGACAGUGGACCAGGGGGAUUGAGAUUCUGUUGUAGUAUGGAGAGGGGUGGGUGUAUAUUCCAGAGAGAUGUGGUCAAUGAGCAGGUUUUUCCAAUGAGCCAGAUAAAUGGUGUUCCUAGAUUUCCAGUUCAUGAGAAUAAUUUUCUUGGCAAUAGUUAGGGCCACGAGAAGAAGGUUAUUGUUUACUUUGUCUAUUGUGAGUGAUGAUAAGUCUCCUAGAAGGCAGAGUAAGGAGGAUAAAGGGAUGCCCAUGAAGCCCAUGAAGUGUGAUAAUGACUCGGUGACUAGUUUCCAAAAGUGUUUGAUUGGGGUGCAGUGUCAGAUGGCGUGAGUGUAGGUGUCAGGACCGUUUUGAGUGCAGUGGGUGAAAAUGUCCGCGGUGAAACCCAUUUUAAACAUUUUUUGUCCAGUGUAGUGAGUUCUGUAAAGUAUUUUAUAUUGUAUGAGUUGUAAAUUAGCAGUUUUAGUCAUGAGAUGUUUUUUAAAAAUUCUGGAGGUAAAUAGAAAAACUAGGCAGUCAAUAAAAAUUUUAUAACACAAAAAAACACAAAUAUAAAUACUAGAAAAAUUGCAUUUCCUUGCAGAAAAUGCAUGGAAAUGCUGAGUGCUGAAUGCUGAAAAAGCAACCAGUGUGCCCUGGUAGUGUGAUGACACUACACAAUAUAUUAUUGAUUUGUCAUGUUAUAUGGUGUGGCCAUUUUUAAAACAAAUAUGGCCUUUCAUAAUAGCUCAUGUCUAUGACAUAUAAAUAACCCUGAUCUAUUAUGAAUAACUAUAAGGACCAACAAAAUACUGAAUUCUUCCCAUUUCUAUUUCUGGGCGGCUAUCUUUUAAAAUGGUUGAAAUCUGCUUAGCCAAAGGUUGAUUCUAAAAUAUGGUCAUAUAAAGGUCAUAUGUAAUAAAUUAUAUGGUUAUAUCACCAUUUUGAUCAUCCUUUCAAAAAUCAGCAAUUUAGAGUGCGACUAAGCCGCCAUAUCGGAUAUUUGCUGCUAUAUAGGAACCUAAUAUUUUGUUUUUAAUUGGUAUAAAUACCUAAUACAUGUUACAUUAUUUCAACGGUAGGGUAAAUGUAAGAUUUAUAGCUGCAGCAGAGUGAUAGAGUCUAAAACGUUGACCUGGUGGCAGCUAUUUCUAAAAGCUGGCAGCCAUCUUGAAAAAUGGCGUCGCCCAGGUGGCCAGAGGUUAUAUCAUGAUUAGUAGUGGUAUAAAGGAUCUCUGUACCAAAUUUCGUGCUUGUACCACCAUUUGCACUAUCGCCUCAUAUUCCCGCUCCACUAUUAUGUGUGAACAUAGACACGUUAAUUAACAGUGUGCCAUAUAAUCCGGUGCGCUUUAUCCCCCGAAAAAUUUGGUAGAGUGCACAAUUUUCUGAACCUUUCCUCACAGUGAAAACAGCCGGUAUGCUAUAUCCUGUUUACAUAUUAAUGAGAUGUCAGUUCUAGUGUCAAAAUGAUGCACUGACACAAGUCUAUGCGUGUCUUUUCUUUGUGUCCUGUACAGCAGAUAAGUCUCUUCCUCCUAAACUGGAGCUGUCAGACUCCAUCCCUCCUCUCAUCCAUUCAGACACAGACCCCGAGCCCCCCACCCUCAAACCUAUUGACGCCGCCCCAGACUGUGAAGACAAGAGUCACAGCAAGCGCAUCAAAUUUGACAGAGAAUUACCAGACCUCCUCUCUCCUGCUCCUCACCUCAACGGCUUCUCCCACGACUGCCCCCAGGACUCCCUGUUGGACGGAGACAUGAGCGUGGUGGCCACGUCAACUCUGGCAGAGCCCGCAGGCACGGUUAACCGCCGCACCGCAGUACUUUUCAGAAAAUCAAAGACCACCAGUCCUUACAAGCCCGUGAGGACUGAAGAAGAAGAAGAAGAAGAAGGAGGUGAUGGAGUUGAGGGGACGGAGGCCAAGGCUGAGGAGGAUGAAGACGGUGCACAGCUGGGCUCCAAAUCCUUCCUGUCUGUUGUAUUACCUCGGUUGGAGACGCUUCUUCACAGCAAGAAGAGGAAACACAGCGGCAGCAGGGACAGUGAGGAAGAAGGAGGAGAGGGAGAGCAAGAAGAGGAGGGAGAGUCCCCUGUGAAAAGACUCGACACUGGUAAGACGCAGAUGGGAAACUACAUGAGCCAUACGUCUUCAACAGUAUAUGAUUUGGAUAUUCCUGUCGUAAUUUCACCAUCUCACAUAAACUUUCAGACAAACCAUUUCUUACUUUCAGUAUGAGUAAAACCUGGACACGAUUCAACACGGCAGCAUUAAGUUAUGCUGCAAAAACUGCUAGAACGACUCGCAGCAACACUCGGCAGUCAGCGUGGUUGAAUUCCAAACAGCACAUUAGGAUUGUGGAUUCAUAAUGAGUCUUUAGUAAAAGGCUGCUCCUAAUUUAGAUUUGAUGUUAGAGGAUGUUAAUGUUUUGCCUCCCUUGUGUCCUCUCAGGCCUGUCGAGUGGUUUUCUGGAGAUUGAAGAGGAGAAAGAACUUGAACACUCCAACAGAGCGAGCAGACCGAUGGAGCCGCGAAGGCGCUGUGCUUCUGAGUCCUCUAUCUCAUCAUGUAGCAGUCUCCAAGGGAGCACCAGGUAAUCCGCCAGAUUAAGAACCGUCUAAUCUCGGGCUUUUAUUUGAUUUGACUAUAAAGCAGACCCUUUACAGGCAUUACAGUUGUGAUGUCUUGAUCAAAUGGAGGCAGUCCAAGACUUCAAAAGCAGAUCGUUUAUUUCAGAGGUAAACUGACGGUUGUUGUUUUACGCUUUUGUCUCUCUCUUCCUUUGUUGUAGCAAUAUUCUCAGUCUUCCAAAAUGUGGGAAAGGAAAACCUGCCUUGGUCCGGAGAAACACUGUGGAUGAUAAGAGCGAACUAAUCGCCUGUAUUGAAACUGGAAAUUUUGCAAAAGCCGCAAGAAUUUCUGCUGGUAAGUCCGUCAAAAGGAUCUUUGUGUAUGUGUGAGGGGCAAGACAAUCUAAUCAUUUACCAUGCGGAUGAAAUGUACAAGACUCUCUCACAUUAAAUUGAGUUACAAAAACCCCUAACUUGAGAGUAACUGCAUCAGAGUGUGAAGCCUUUUUCAGAUAUGUGCUCCUGUAAAAUUCCACACCUGAUUCAAAUGACCAGCUCGUUAUUAAGCCGUUACAGAGCUUGAUAACGAGCUGAUCAUUUGAAUCAGGUGUGUUGGAGCAGGGAAACAUCCAAAACAUGCAGGACGGGGGGGGGGGGGGGGGGGGGGGCUCGAGGACUUAAGUAACAGGCACGACUGUUAUAAUUUGUGAAAUGACAAAUCACCUUCACACACUCACCUGCAGUAAAUUUUCCUGACUUUUACCUGCUGCAUUCUCACACUACCGCAUCCCAACUCCUUAUGAAAAUUUCACCAAGUGGGACUAGCAAGAAAAAUGUGACCAUUAGUAUUCAAAAUCCUUACAGCUCACCCCCAAAAUUUUCAGGACAUUUUAUUAGGUGGUGCAGAGCAUGAGUGAAUGCUGCAUUUAAGACUGCAUUUGAAAUCGUUCACUGUUCCAUAAACAUGUUUUGGAGAGAGUCUCAAAGAUGGUGAAUUGUAUCAAGAAUUCACAUUCUAACCAACAACACCCAGAAAACCUUUAAUUUGCGACAAAGAACUGCAACACAACCUUCAUACAGGAAAAUCUCAGCUGCCUGGAAGUCAAGAAAAAUUCAAUGUUACAAUGAAGUGAUAGAAUCUAUUCCAAACAUAAAAACAGACACUAAAAUUGAUGACCGUUUUUAUGAUUAAUAUUGGUAUAUUUAUAACACAUAUGCAACAUUUCCCGGAGCCUCCUCACCAUGUCUUGCCCCGUACUCAGUGGCAGUUCCCUGUGGGUUAUACAGUGUAGUAGAAUUAUCCCGGGUGUCUGCAGGUCCUUUAAAAUCCUGACAGCGUUAGAGGGUGUAAACUGGAAGAUUAAUCUUAUUUCAUUCGAUCUCCAAAAAUGAAUUUGCCCUCAAAAGUUUAACUCGAUCAAACUUGCAGACACCUGGAGUUCAUACACACACACACACACAUUCAAAGCAAGGUUGGAAACUAACAGCCGCCACAAGCCAGUAAUGUGUGACUUUUUGGCAGUGACCAAAAGUCGUCUUUUUACUCCUGCCAUCAUGGCGUGUGACCAGUCGGCGUCAGGAGACUCUUCUUUCAUCUUAAAUUCACUUUUGGCGAAUAGAAAGCCAAGAGAGGCUGCUAAAUCUUAAUACAUGUCGUUCAAUUGUGGCUCGAAGAGAAAAGUCAAUUUCCUCCCCUGCUCUGCUGUGUCCUCCUGCACUCACUGCUCAGCUUUUGGAGACAUGCUUGUGUCCAUGUUGAAACCCUCUUGUAACUUGUUUGGUGUUGUUCCCGCUUCCAUAGAGGUUGGCAACAGCAAUAUUUGGAUGCCCGCUAGUGCUGCAACAGUUGCAUUGGAACCACUAAAGCUAGUUUGGGCCAAAUGUAGUGGAUACCCUUCCUACCCUGCCUUGGUGAGUGUUUGUUGGAGAGAAAGCAUGAAAAUCAUUAAAAAAUAUCCUUUUUUUUUUAUUCUUCUGAAGUUUUCUUGUCAUCUUUUUACACAAAGACACACUGGAACCUGAUUAUGGCUCUUUAUUUCCAACAGAAUAGAGCAAUGUAAAAAGAUAGACUCACUCCUGUUUGUCCUUUAGGUGGCAGCAUUUCCCUGUUCACCAGUGUAGUUCGACCUUAGCAUGAAAGGACACAUGAGAGAAGAAUCCUAUUGCCACAAGCUGAUGGUGUGCAUGGUUCUGUGUGUGUGUGUGUGCGCGUAUGUAUGUAUGUGUGUGUGUACAUUAUAGACAUCAUUACGAUAUGCUUGAGUUAUUCUCCCAGGUGAAUGUAUGUUUGCCGUUCGUUUGCAUUCAUGAGCAUGUGUUUAACUCCCUCUGGCACCCUCCCGCUGUGUGUAGAUCAUCGACCCCCACAUGCCGCGCAUGGGUUGCCAGCACAACGGGGUGUCCAUCCCCAUGCCCCCCAUGGACGUGCUCCGCAUUGGCGAGCAGAUGCAGUACAAAGCCGAAGAGAAACUCUACCUCGUCCUCUUCUUCGACAACAAGCGCAGCUGGUGAGUGCUCUGCAGUGAUCGGAGGGAGAUUUUUUUUUUUUAAGCUGCUGCAGGUCCCUGCCAGGGUAAACCUGUCAACCUGUCCAUCAGCUGAUCAUUAUUCUCGUGUGUCAACUUGACAACCAGUGGCUCUGGCCUCAAGAGACAUCUAAAAAAUUCACCUGGACUUCCAUCACAGGAAAAAUGUUUUUCAGCCUUUAAUAGUGAUGAUUGCGGUGGAGCCUUUGUGUCAGAGUGACAACUGACUUUUAUCGGUGGCUAAAAAAAGAACUGAAGCCGCCAAAAAUCUAUAAAAUGGUCUAAAAGGAUGGUCAAAAGAAAAACUGAAAAGGGGUUUGUGUGUUGUAGCAGCAUCCAAUCAUACAGAUGUUCAAGGUUUGAUUUCAUGAAUUGAGGUUGCAGUGUUCUUUCGCUGACCAUCCUGUAAAUAAAAACUCUUUCUAAAGCCCACUUUAGCUUUUUGCUGGGCGACUUUGACAUUCAUCAUUGUUUUUAUCUAGAAUUUAUCGAAGACCAGAUUUGAGCAUCGAUAUGGAGGGGCAGUUAUUCGUAAUUUUUGUGGUUUCCAUAAUUUGACACCAAUUUAUCAUGAAAUGAGACGCAGUUUUAGGGCUGGGCAAUAUGGGAAAAAAGUUUAUAAUAUAUUUUUUCUACUGCUACUGCAUCUGUGAGGUCUCUGUUUCUUUGACGUAUUUUUAUCGUAAGGCAUUGCGCUAGAGAAAGCAGAUUGACUGAUCGGUUGUUUCGGCUGCACAGGUGCCAUGAGCUCCUUGCUCUGCUUGGGGUGGUGAAAAAGAUUUGAGAUAUUUCCAGACUUUGUGAGAAUAUAUUUUACUCGACAUAAUUUGCAGCGCACAUUACUCUGCUUCAUAUCCGACCUCAAAAAAACAAAAUACUUCCACACCAUCAAUGUUUUCGUGCCAGUGUUGUUGAUCAUGUCAUCAUCUGUUGAGUCUUCAUCAACAGACACAAAAGACAAAUUUCCUUUAUAUAAAAAUCCCCAUAACAUGAACAUUAAAUGAAAGAAACCGGUAUUAUUCAAGGCACCAUCAGUAGCCUAUAUUCAACACAUGAUUGGUUCAGUGCAAAGCAACUCCCCUGUUCAUUGGCUAUUCGUAUAGUCUACCAAAACAGAAUACCAACUAUCGAAAAGGAUAUUGACCAUGUUUUAUAUUGAUAUUGAGGGAAAUUAAUUGUUGAUAUAUAUCGUUAUUGUUUUAUUGCCCAGCCCAACAGUACACAUACACAAUUGACGUAGAGCUGAGUUUCAUGUAAUCAUACAAUGUUUGAUCCAAGCUUUGAUUAAUUAAAUUCUUAAUCCAAACCAUUUUAACAAAGCACCUUUGUUAAAACUGCUAGCUAAGUGUUUAAUUCACACUAAAUUCCCUUUUCUAUGGGUAUUAAUUUUUUUCUUUCAACCAGAAUAAUAUGAGAGUAAACGCAACAAACUCAUCUUUUGUUCUUUGAAAGAAUCCAAACAAUGUGUUGUGUAAACCUGUUUUUAGAGGAAAGGGAGUGACACAUCCAUCCCAGGGGAGCAGUACUUUCAGAUUGAUUUAUACACACUCAACCCAAACGUCUGUUCAGGUGCUGUUCACAUUCCGCUCAGGUUCUCUUCACAAUCUGUGUUUUCCCCCUUCAGGCAGUGGCUUCCUAGAUCCAAGAUGGUCCCUCUGGGGAUGGACAAAACCAUAGACAAAAUCAAAAUGAUGGAAGGACGCACAUCCAGCAUUCGUAAGGCUGUCCAGAUCGCCUUCAGCCGGGCCAUGAACCACCUGAGCAUUGUGCAGGACGAGCCAGUCAGUGACCUCAGCGACGUGGACUAAUAAUGACUCUCUCUCUGUGCACACAAACACACACACAAAUACAAAUACACAAAUGCACACUUGUACCUCUCCUCUACCAAAUACAUUCCUCUCCUCCUCUCUCUGUGUCCCUCUCUGUCUUGUCUCUCCUGGAGACUCAGAUGUUUACUGGGCACCUGCUGUAACAGGUGUUGUCUCUCUCCCUCAUUCAUUCCUACUCUCACACACUCCUCCUCCAUGUGCCGAUGGGAAACGGCUGCUGCUGAAAUGAAUGUGUCUAACCAUUUCCGGGCUUGUAACUGUGUGUAAAGACUGCUCCCUCACUGAACCAAUCAUGGCUUUCAUUUUCCUACAUCAGUUCAAGGUUAAAAAAAACAUGCGAUAUAUUUUUUAAAAUUUUGGAAAUCACACCAAAUGCAUAUGUUUUUCAACUCAGCCCUUUUUUGGACUAGAAGCCAAACAACAUGGCUGUGUUCAGUUAAUUAAAGAAGCGUUUAGCAGCUUAAAUGGACAACACCACACUCUUUUUUUGCUUGCUAACAGGGUUUUAAGUUGUAGUGAAUCUGUUGUAGCCAAAGCCUGUGUUUAUGUCAUUGUCACAUUUUCAGAUUGGUUCUGGACAUUUGGGAAAAAAAGAAAAAAAAAAAAACCUUCCUCUGUAUUUAAGCUGUAAAUAAAUCUGUAUAGUUACCUGACACUAACUUAUUUUCUAGUUUUGACAUAAAUGGGUACUGCACAGCAGUUUUUUAGUAUUUAUACUUGACACAUUUUUGGCACUGAAGACUGAGGGCUUUUCGAUAGCGCUGUAUGAUCAAGAAGGAUUAAAAAAAGUGCAAAAGCCUUAGUAUUAAAAAGAUUAGGGCUAAAGUGUCAUAUUCAUAAAAGGGUGAAAAUACUCCCCUUUGGAUUUUUAAGUUAUUGAAGUUUAUAAUCAUAAGCUUCUGUUUGGCAUUAAUCUGUUUUUUGUAUAAAAAAAAAGUGUUUUGGAUAUUUUUGUUCAUAUAUAUAUAUAUUUAUAUGGUUUGAAUACACAAUAGUACAGUAUGUGCGUUUCUGGAGCUAAUACAGGCAGACUGACAGUUGUGGACACAGAACGUUUCAUGUUCUCAAGAAACCAAAAAUGUUGCUACCCAGAAGUUUUUGCUGGUCCCUGAUUUCCUGUGUGACGUGUGAAAUUGUUGCCAAAAAAAUUAAAAAAGUAAAGUGUAUUUUUACGUGAAACAUUUGACUGUUACUUGGUUUUGCUGUAGUAAUAGGGAGAUGUGCCUGGGUUAACUUAUUGUAAAAUACCUGCAUUACUUUAUAUUCAAGGAAAAAAACUGCAAACUGAUUGUGGUUAAGUGUCACAUUUUGUGGUGGAUACUUGCCUUCUUUUUAAGUAACUUUUUCUAACUUUUUUUGUAGUAUUAGACUUCAAAACAUUUCAUUUUAUACUAUGCCUAUUUUAUCUGGGUAGCAUUGGGUAGUUUUGGUAUAUUUCUUUUUGUACUUAACUGUAGUAGUUUUUUUAAUCAGGUCAAUGAUCAUCUGAGGUGUUUUGUUUUUCUCCCAAAGCCUCUCCAAGUAUCAGGCACCCUAAAACCAGCAGGAAAUUAGCUUUAAAUUCGUCAUAAAAUGUAAUUUUUAUUUAACUUGAGAAGGACUCAGCUGUCUCCUUUGUCACGUAAA
This is a messenger RNA of Xyrichtys novacula (pearly razorfish), 32137 nucleotides long. The record is from the annotation of a GenBank genome assembly. Lineage: Eukaryota; Metazoa; Chordata; Actinopteri; Labriformes; Labridae.